GCUCCGUUUGAAGAUUGGUUGUCUGGCAUGAAAACAUGUUGGUUACGAUCUCUCGCACGCGGCUCCUGUGUUUUGCCGAGUCGCUGCACUUGCGUUGCACCCCCAGCUUGCACUCUUCACGGGGGUACAGCAAAAAGGGACAGGACAGCAAUGAGAUCAACAAUGAGGGUAGUGAGAAAAAGAGAAAGGAUUUAUUACUCAGCCUUCCCAAAACCAAACUGACCUUAACGCUUCGCGACGGAGCCGCUGCUAAGAGAGAAAAGGUUAUUCAAGAAAAAACUGGUUUUUCAAAACUUUAUGAAUGGCAAAGAAACCAGAAACAACGACCAGAGUUUGUUUUACAUGAUGGACCUCCAUAUGCCAAUGGGUUACUGCAUGUUGGUCAUGCUGUCAAUAAGAUUUUAAAAGAUAUUGUGAACCGCCACAAACUGCUAGAAGGGUACAGAAUUGGAUAUUGCCCAGGUUGGGACUGCCAUGGAUUGCCCAUUGAACUGAAGGCCAUCAAACAGAAAGACAAUGCAGUGAAUGAUCUUCGUCCAUUGACCAUUAGAAAUCGAGCUCGAAACUUUGCAAAAGGAGCCAUCAAGCAACAGAAGGCCACAUUCAAAAGGUGGGGUAUUUUAGGGGACUGGAACACACCUUAUUUGACCAUGGACCCAAAAUAUUCCAGCUGUCAGCUCAAUGUUUUCUACAGUCUCUAUAAGAAGGGUUUAAUUUACCAAGAUUUUAUGCCAGUAUACUGGUCUCCAUCAUCAAGGACAGCACUUGCUGAGUCUGAGCUUAUUUAUAACGCCAAACAUGUCAGCCAGUCACUGUGGCUGACAUUUGAUGCUCGAACGAUUCCAGAGAGUUUAGUACAACUGAGUGAAGGCAAAAUACUGAAAAAACCUGUUAAAUUACUUGUUUGGACCACCACACCAUGGACGAUUCCAGCCAACCAAGCUAUUUGUUUUGGCGCUGACAUUAAGUACUGCUGUGUGGAAACUGCAGACACCAUGUACAUAUGUUGCGAGGAAUUUGUCCCAACUCUUAAAGACAUAUUGGCAUCUCCUGCUGAGGUAACACUGACGUUUGAAGGUUCAGAGCUGUCGUCGAUGACAUACUGCCACCCACUCAACAACGAAGAACUACCGGUAUACUCAGCCAGUCAUGUGACAUCAACAAAGGGAACCGGCCUCGUCCAUACAGCCCCAGCCCAUGGACAUGAUGACUUCCAUAUUGCUAUUGACCAUGGACUAUCUGUUAAAUCAUUAAUCAGGGAAGAUGGCAGUUAUUCACCAGAAGCAGGACCUCAACUUGCUAACAAGGUUGUAGGGAAAGAUGCCAACGAAACUGUUUUGGAAUUACUGGGAGAUCAUGUGAUUAAAGUGGAGGACUUCGUUCACAGUUACCCUUACGAUUGGCGCACCAACCAGCCUGUGAUCAUACGAGCUAGUCUUCAAUGGUUCAUGGACACCAGCUCUGUGAAGGAGACUGCAAUUAAAUGUCUCGACUCUGUCAACAUCUACCCCAAGUCAUCACAGAACAGUAUGCUGUCCCAGCUAGAAUCCAGGACAUACUGGUGCAUCUCUCGUCAGAGAUCUUGGGGGCUGCCCAUUCCUGUCUUUUACUGUCGUUCUACUGGAAAACCCUUCAUUACAGUAGACAGUGUCAACCACAUCUCUAAGUUAUUCCUUGAACACGGCACUGAUGUUUGGUGGAAGAUGUCUACAGAGGAACUGUUACCUGAGUCUGUUCUACAGAAGAGUGGUAUAAAGAAUUCCUCUGGUUUUGUGAAAGGGGAAGAUAUUUUGGACAUAUGGUUUGAUAGCGGUGUCUCUUGGGCCUGCAUAUUACAAGAUUCUAAUGAAGAAGCUGAUGUCUAUUUGGAAGGACUUGACCAGUUUGGGGGCUGGUUUUUGUCCUCUCUUCUCACCAGUGUGGCCCUCAAUGAAAAGCCCCCUUUCAAGUCUCUUGUGGUUCAUGGGUUCACAGUUGAUGCGGAUGGCAAGAAAAUGUCCAAAUCUGUCGGAAAUGUCAUAGAUCCGAUGGAUGUUGUGGAUGGAUCCAAGGCCAGUGGUAUUCCAUCCUACGGAGCUGAUGUCCUGCGAUGGUGGGUGGCCACUUCGGGACUACAGAGUAACAUCCCCAUCGGAAGUUCAAUCCUCACCAGGUGUAACGAGGAAGUAUUUCGGUUACGCAAGACUUGCCGGUUCCUGUUGGGUAAUCUCUGGGAUUUCACACCUGACAAAGACAGCGUCUCCUACAACCAGCUGCUUGCACAGGACAGCUAUAUGUUGCACCUGCUGCAUGACUUUGCACUCAAGGCGAUCCAACUUUAUGCUGACCAUCGUUACAAUAAAGUCACUUCUAUUGUUGACCGCUUCAUCAGUGCUGAUGUAUCCAGUUUCUACAGUUCCAUUAUCAAAGACAGGUGUUACUGUGACAGUAGAGACAGCCUUGCGAGAAGGUCCUGCCAGACAGUCCAGUACAAUAUAUUAGAUGUUCUGAUUAGGCUUUUGGCACCAAUUCUGCCACACUUUGCCGAGGAAGUCUUCCAAUAUUUACCAAAAUUACAACACCAACAAGAUUGUAACAGUCUGUUCAAGACUAAAGGCCACAACAUCAACCCAGAAUGGGAAGAUUUAGCAGGUUACCACAGUUUUCAACCAAGUCUGCAGAUCAAGGCCCGGUUCAACGAAAUGAUUGGUCCAGAGACCCCUUCCUCCUUUGAUGUCAUCAUCUGGGCUUCUGGUGACCUUUAUAAUAACCUUAAGGUGUUACAGCCCACCUAUGUAUCGACUAAUUCUGCCCUUGUGGAGAUCUUGCAAGCAUCACAAGUUUCCCUUAGCAACCAGAGACUGGAUUCUGCCAUGGACGACGUUGAAUUGGUAACUGCCUCUUGUUCGUUAUAUAAACCAGAUUCGGAUGCAACCGAGAAGCAUGACUAUGUGAUGGGGGUGUUACCUUGCCAACUCUACAUGUGCACCAGAUGUCGCAGAUCUGUGGCUAAAUCGUCGGCCCUGAGGUUCUGUUCUCGAUGUGCAGAUGUCAUAGCUGAAGACUACCAAUGAGUGCAGCUCCCUGAACUCACACUCACAUUGUCUCCAGCUCUUUCUGUCUGUCUGUCUGUCUGUCUGUCUCUCACUGAAGUGAUCUCAAAGGAGAGUGAGAUCACUCGAUUCAUGAGUGAAGAUGCUUGUCUGUCAGUCUGUCUGUCUGUCUCUCUUUCUCAAG
Messenger RNA from Octopus sinensis (East Asian common octopus), 3216 nucleotides. RefSeq names its product isoleucine--tRNA ligase, mitochondrial. Gene Ontology annotation, biological process: isoleucyl-tRNA aminoacylation. Gene Ontology annotation, cellular component: cytosol. The record is from RefSeq and is a predicted model, not a curated record. The transcript is spliced from 23 exons. Gene Ontology annotation, molecular function: isoleucine-tRNA ligase activity; aminoacyl-tRNA deacylase activity; ATP binding. Bases 36 to 3053 code for a protein of 1005 amino acids. NCBI's taxonomy places the organism in Eukaryota, Metazoa, Mollusca, Cephalopoda, Octopoda, Octopodidae.